CCUGACCUUGAGUCACUAGCACUGGCAUUCCUUUGAAGAGACGAGUCUGAGAUUGGCAGGCACAGCUGUGCCCAGUCGUGGGGGCUGGGGCCAAAUCUGGCUGCCUCUCACAACCAAGGCGUGUGCGGUCUCACUACCAAGCUGGAGUACCUGUAUGUCUGCUAAUCACAGUUCUCGCGCUUGAUGAGCUGCACUUCAGAAGUACAAGUUCCCUUCUGGAAAUUUUUAUACCUCAUUGGUGGUUUCUACAACCUCAGUUGCUGCAAUUCCAUGGAAGCCUGUAAUCUCAACCUUGUUAAGUCAUCUGGGAUUUAAGCUGCAGACUUGCGGUUUUGCAUACACAGGAUUUUAUGAACCUUCUGGGUGACAAGAAGAUGGGUCAGGACCAAACCAAACAGCAGAUCCAAAAAGGACUUCAGCUCUAUCAGUCUAACCAGACAGAAAAGGCUUUACAGGUCUGGACUAAAGUGUUGGAGAAGACCACUGAUGCUGCUGGCAAAUUCCGGGUCCUCGGGUGCCUGAUAACAGCCCACUCUGAGAUGGGAAGGUAUAAGGACAUGUUAAAGUUUGCAGUGAUCCAGAUUGAUACAGCCCGAGAGCUGGAGGACCCAGACUACCUGACGGAGAGCUACCUUAACCUCGCCCGCAGCAACGAGAAGCUGUGUGAGUUUCAGAAGACCAUCUCCUACUGCAAGACUUGCCUGAACAUGCAGGGAACAUCUGUCAGUCUGCAGCUGAAUGGGCAGGUGUCCCUGAGCCUGGGGAAUGCCUACCUCGGUCUCAGCGUGUUUCAGAAAGCCCUGGAAUGCUUUGAGAAGGCUCUCAGAUAUGCUCACAAUAAUGAUGACAAGAUGUUGGAGUGCAGGGUCUGCUGCAGCCUUGGGGGGCUCUACACGCAGCUCAAGGACUUAGAAAAGGCUCUAUUCUUUCCGUGUAAAGCGGCUGAGCUCGUCAACGACUACGGGAAAGGCUGGAGCCUCAAAUACCGAGCAAUGAGCCAGUACCACAUGGCAGUGGCGUACCGCAAGCUGGCUCGAUUAACAGAUGCAAUGGAGUGUUGUGAGGAAUCGAUGAAGAUAGCUUUACAGCAUGGAGACCGCCCUCUACAAGCUCUCUGUCUUCUGUGCUUUGCUGAUAUCCAUAGGAGUCAUGGAGACAUUGAGAAAGCAAUACCUCGAUAUGAUUCGUCCAUGAGCAUCAUGACAGAGAUCGGGAACAGGAUGGGCCAAACCCAAGUGUUGAUGGGAGUUGCUAAAUGUUGGCUGCACCAAAAGGAAAUGGACAAGGCGCUGGAUGGGCUCCAGAAAGCUCAGGAGUUGGCAGAAGAAAUAGGCAAUAAGCUCUGUUUGUUGAAGGUCCACUGCCUAAGUGAGAUUGUCUAUCGGACAAGGCAGCAACAACGUGAACUCCGAGCACAUGUUGUCCGAUUCCAUGAGUGUGUGGAGGAGAUGGAGUUGUAUUGUGGGAUGUGUGGAGAGUCCAUUGGAGAAAAGAACUGCCAGCUUCAGGCAUUGCCCUGCUCCCACGUCUUCCACCUCCGGUGUCUCCAAACCAACGGAUCUCGUGGUUGUCCUAAUUGCAGACGCUCUUCUGUGAAACCCGGUUUUGUGUGAUCGACAGGUGCACUGGGUGGAAGCUAUAGUAUAUUGCCCUGUAUUCCAGGACCAUUUGGGAAAGGAGCAGCUGGACAAAUGUUCCCAUUGGCAGCCUUGGUCUCUAGGCGUGUGUGGUCUUCGGAAUAAGACACUGGGUGCUUGCUGCAGCUGACAUGCCUCUGUCAUACGUGACACGUACGUGACAUGUGAAGUGGUCGGAUGCACUGCAACAUGUAUGAGCAGGGCUAGUUUUUUUUUCAUUUCAUUUUUUUAAGUCUAUUUUAUACUUCAAGGCAGUCUAAUAACAGUAACUUCUGGAAUGACAAAGCGCUUGAUUAGAUUUUUAUAAACUCUGCUUUCCAAAUGCAAAAAGUCUUCUAUAUCUGUGGCUUAGCUAGUCCAUGGUUUUCCUAUUGCUGUUGAACUACAAGUCCCAGCAUCAGGUGCAUGGAAAACCAGCCUAGUUUAUAUGUUAUGACUGGUAUAAUAUUUAUCUCUGUUUAAACUACCCCAUUUCUUAGUGUUGUCUUCCAGUGACACGAUCAUCUACUGCCCUCUAAUGUGUGGUCGUUGCAGUAAACUGCCUCCAUUUUCUAACAUUUAUAUGUUACAACAAUGUUAUCCUACAGUAUAUACAUAAUGGAUCAAUAUGGACUCUUCCCUGUGCCACUCCCAGAAAGGAAUUACAGUCUGGUCAACCAAGUGACCACAUUUCUACGGAACCUGAAAUGGACAGAACUGAUUUUCUCAUCUGUUUUAUUCCAUGCUACUAUGGGGAUUGUAGACAUUAUACCUGUUUGUUGUCCUCGCAAGCAUUACUGUGAGGCUGUUCCGUGUGUCCAGAUCUCUUGCAAAGAGACCUUACUUUCAAUGAACCUACCUCCCUCUGUAAAUACAGUACGACUUGUUUUGUUUUGUUGUUUCUGUAUAAAAGCAGCACUCCACGCCUGCA
This is a messenger RNA of Pseudophryne corroboree (corroboree frog), 2547 nucleotides long. RefSeq names its product receptor associated protein of the synapse (gene RAPSN). The transcript has 8 exons. The record is from RefSeq and is a predicted model, not a curated record. Gene Ontology annotation, molecular function: acetylcholine receptor binding; protein-membrane adaptor activity. Bases 351 to 1613 code for a protein of 420 amino acids. Lineage: Eukaryota; Metazoa; Chordata; Amphibia; Anura; Myobatrachidae. Gene Ontology annotation, biological process: synaptic transmission, cholinergic; positive regulation of neuromuscular synaptic transmission. Gene Ontology annotation, cellular component: plasma membrane; neuromuscular junction.